Molecule: messenger RNA, 1170 nt
Organism: Trichogramma pretiosum
Lineage: Eukaryota; Metazoa; Arthropoda; Insecta; Hymenoptera; Trichogrammatidae
Gene: Rab27
Product: ras-related protein Rab-27A
Exons: 5
Coding region: 169-816 (215 amino acids)
Biological process (GO): positive regulation of exocytosis; melanosome transport
Cellular component (GO): secretory granule; melanosome
Molecular function (GO): GTPase activity; GTP binding
Source: RefSeq, a predicted model, not a curated record
GAGAGAGAGAGAGAGAGAGUUAUUUUACCCACAUAGUUUUCAAUUCUCGCGCGUGCUCGUGUAAAGUGUAAAAAGCUCUUCCGAGUGAACGAGAGAAAGGCUCCGAGCGUGUGUGUAUUGUGUGUGUAUGCACGUGAGAGAGCGAGAGAGAGAGAAAGAGCCGGAGAAAUGGAUUACGAUUAUUCGCUGAAGUUUCUCGCACUCGGCAAUUCGGCAGUGGGAAAAACGAGCUUUUUGUAUCGGUACGCCGAAGCUGGUAGCGGAGUAGCUUUUAAUCCGUCCUACCAUCCCACUGUUGGUAUUGACUUCAAGGAAAAGCUAGUAGUGUACGAGCCUCGGGACGGCAAACACAUAAAAGUGCUGCUGCAGCUGUGGGAUACAGCUGGCCAAGAAAGGUUCCGAAGUUUAACGACGACGUUUUACCGAGAAUCGAUGGGCUUUUUUCUGCUGUUCGACUUGACAAAUGAACAGUCCUUUCUCGCUGUAAGAAAUUGGUUGGAUCAGCUUAGGUCGCACGCCUACUGCGAGGAUCCAGACGUCAUUCUAUGCGGGAACAAGUCCGAUCUCGAGGCUGCGAGAGUUAUCAGCGAGAACAAUGCGCGCGAGCUCGCCGACAAGUAUGGCAUGGUGUAUCUGGAGACAAGUGCGGCCACCGGUCAAAAUGUCGAGCGAGCUGUGGAUAUUUUACUGGAUCGAGUGAUGCGUCGAAUCGAUGCGGCCGUUGAUCGAGCUCUAUUGCCUUACGAUAGAUCGCCCACUGGCCUCACCAAGGAUGACCCUGUCAAGAAGACUACCAAGUCCUCCUGUUACUGCUGACUUUGAUAAGAAAUAUAAUCACGUUACGGCCUCGGUCAAUUCAAUAUUUUACACCUCCUUGAAGAACAAUGAAACGAAAACAGAAAAAAAAUUCGCUAAAUAUGUUUACGUAUAACCGUGUGUUGGAAAAAAAGUCUGAUUCGAUUGUGGUAUACCUGCACGCAUGACAUGAGCGCUGGAUAGUCUAUCGAAAGCUGCAGACACACAAUUCCACUGUCGCGUCUACGCCAAAUCCCGUCACACACUCACAUAUUACAUUGUAUUCGCGCGCACUGAAAAUUCCACCUAUAUACGGAAGAAAUGCAAUAUUGAUUUUCUAUUGCCUUUCAACCGCGCACACCUUGCAGCUAGCUA